AUGGCACAGUUUGAUUUUGAUGCGAAGGCCGAGGGGUGGUCCACCAGCUGGAUGCCGCUGCCCAAGCCCGCCCCCUCUCCAUUUGCCUCGGCCGAGCGGCUGGCCCAGAUCGCACUACGCAGUGUAGAAGUCACGGAGGAAGACGUGCAGAGCUUCGAGAAGAAGGGGUACUGGAUGGCCCCCAAGAUGCUUGAAGACGAGGACAUCGAACUCCUGCGCAAGGAAGCGAACCGCGUCUUCGAGGGCAAGGUCGAUCGGGGCAGUACGCCCUACGAGUACGAGUACUGGAAGAGAGUCGUGUCCAAACACCAGCAGGACCUUCCCGACGUACUGAAGGUGAACAACGCGUGGUGGGUGAAUGACGCGGUGAAGAAGGUGGUUCUCUCGCCCGCCAUCGGCGAGGCGGCCGCCAAGCUGCUGAGAACGAACGAGAUCAGGCUGUGGCACGACCAGGUCAUCGCCAAGCCGGGCCUGGGUCCCGACGGCCACAGCGAGAAUGCCGGCAACAUCGGUUGGCAUCAGGACUAUGGGUUCUGGCAAGUCUCCAACAGCUCGUCGAUGAUCACCGCUUGGAUCGCCCUGCAGGACACUGACCUGUCCAAUGGCGGUCUGCGUACGAUCACGGGCUCACACAAGUGGGGCUUGCUGCCGGACUCGGCCACCUUCUUCGAGAAGGACCUCGACUCCCUCCAAGCCAAGUUCUCCGCCUUCGGCGACCAGUGGAGCGAUGAGCCCUCCAUCAUGAAGGCCGGACAGACGCGCUACGCCAUUGCGGUGCACAUGCAAUCGGAGCAUGUGGGCUUUCAGUCGGGGCGUGGCUGGCACUCCAACGUGCGCGACUUGGGACCCAACCUCCAGGAGGGCGACUUGUUUGUCGGUCCCGCUUUCCCGGUAUUGUGGCGCCGAAGCUGA
This is a messenger RNA of Acanthamoeba castellanii str. Neff, 912 nucleotides long. RefSeq names its product PhytanoylCoA dioxygenase (PhyH) superfamily protein. The coding region runs from base 1 to 912 and encodes 303 amino acids. The record is from RefSeq and is a predicted model, not a curated record. The transcript has 9 exons. Lineage: Eukaryota; Discosea; Longamoebia; Acanthamoebidae.